GUCUGUUAGUCGCACGUUCAAAGGUACCACUGUUAUAUGCUACUGGUAACAUGUUGCUUUGCUUUUGCGGGUGAGACGAGACACCACGAGAUGAGUGGAUCUUGAUUGGUCUGAGAAGGUUUUGACCGCUGCAGUGAUGACGAGAAGAUUUCCCUGCAACUGCAACUGUAACAUCAGCUAAUGAAUGAAUGGCAAUACCUAUUCUGCUGUUCAGUGCAUUUUUGGUCAUUCAUUCUAAUCAUUGACUCCAUUUUCAAGGACCUUGGAAGCAUGAAUGGGGUCUCAAGAGGGAUCCAUCCUCUUGAGCGAAGUGACGUCGUUGACUCGUGCAAGACGAUUAUACGACGUUUUUGAGAAAGAAAUGGAAUUAUCUACUGCGACAUCAUCUAACAAGAGCCUGGAGGAUCCCUGUAAUAUCUGGGUGAGUUAUGUACAGAGCGAAAAUAAAAUAAAGAGAAAAAAAAGGUGCCUACCCGAGGGACCGGGCCCCUUUGUCAUCGAUGACAAGUUGGGUAGCUUGGACAAGAAUGGAAGGAAGUCAUCGGGGGAUAUGAACAUGGAGAGAAGAGGCACCCAAAAGAGGCAUGCAAUGGGUACCUUAGGGGGUAGGGUACCCAAUGGAAGCAGCUAGGUAAGGAAGGGAAAGGUAGGAAUAUGCUAAACCUGGGGUUCCCUCACCUUCUGCUGCUUCUGUUGAUGUUGCUCAUGCUCAUGCUCAUGCUCAUGCUCAUGCUCAUGCUCA
Messenger RNA from Fusarium verticillioides 7600, 742 nucleotides. RefSeq lists its product as hypothetical. The coding region runs from base 275 to 631 and encodes 118 amino acids. The record is from RefSeq and is a predicted model, not a curated record. Lineage: Eukaryota; Fungi; Ascomycota; Sordariomycetes; Hypocreales; Nectriaceae. The transcript has a single exon.